CCAGUUUUUGGGUGGACUCAAGCCGCUCCGCCGAGUUCCCAGAGAUGUCGCUGCGUCGCCUUGAACGGCGAGGCCUCGAGUACGACGACGACGACGACUACAGCGAUGAAUUCCCGUUCUUUUGGAUGUUCUUUGGUUGCCUCUCCCUCUGCAUCUGGUGUGCGCUGAUCAGACGACGGCGGGAGUUGAACGCGCGGCGCGCCGCGUUUCAGACCUCCGUCAUCACGAUGUUCAGCGUGAGGGAGGGGCAGAGCGGCGACGGCGGCGGCGGCGGUGGCGGUGCUCCCGUGGCGAGGGCCUCGACAGUGGUGACCGCCGUCGCGGUCGAGGCCGUACCCACCGCCACCGUCAUCGGGACGCCGGUCCCUCCCGGAGGCGCGGCGGUGCAAGCCGUGACGGUGCACCCGGUUUGAAGCGGGCGGGCGGUCGGCGGGGGGGGGAGCUGAGGGAGGGGGGGGGGGGGGGGCGUUUGCCUCUCCAGUCGGCGCGUCUGUCUCUGGAAAGAGAGAGAGAAGGGCCGGCGAGCGUCCUAGCACACGCGUUCGCGCAGCGCGUGCGUACAUGCAGUGUUUUGUGUCGACAAUGUGUCCGGCGCUGACCGGCUCUCGUGGUGUGCGGGACGGAGUUCGUGUUGGCGGGAGGCAGAGGCGCAUCACGGGGGUCGGGGCGUGUAGCGGGGCGUGUUGACACCGGCCUCCUCUUCGCUCGCCGAGAAGGCCAAGGGGGUGCGGUGCGCUUGCUCUUGCACAGUGUCCACACCACUCACCAGUUGAGCGUUUCUUUGACUUUGUGGAACUUUGUCUUUGAGCUGCACAGACCACAGUUCUGUUGAGUGCUUUGUUUCUUAAACCGUUGACACGACA
Molecule: messenger RNA, 863 nt
Organism: Emiliania huxleyi CCMP1516
Lineage: Eukaryota; Haptophyta; Isochrysidales; Noelaerhabdaceae
Exons: 2
Coding region: 45-413 (122 amino acids)
Source: RefSeq, a predicted model, not a curated record